CGGAAACGGAAUAAGCGUUCACUGAUCGCCGAUAUCGCGCAUCAUGAUCUUCUCCUACAACCUCCGUUCACUUCCCUUUGAUGGAUUUUUAUUGAUAUGCCUGAGUUUGGCCAUCUGUUGGACGCCGGCAAACGCCAAGAUCUACGACAAUCGUUUAACAACCGACGAUCACUCGUGGAUUCGUAGAAGCCGCGAGGCUCCUUAUGACGUUGUCCCUUCGGAACAUUCUCCAUCUUACGCCAGCUUCUUAGAAUCACGGAGGAAUUAUCGCGCGGCAUUCGACUCGGUCAAACCCAAGGAUUGGCUCUCGUUUUCGGCCAGCAAGAAGGUUCCCACUGAAAACAAAAAUUUCAAAAAGGUAUUAUCCCCGUUCUACACCAUCACUGACAAGGAUUCCCAAAAGUACAAGGACAUGGUGAUGAAAUCUGGGGUCCCGUAUUGUCAAGAGAUCAAAACCAGACGCGUGAAGGACAGCAUGAUCUGUUACAAAUGCAAAAACCCUAAAAAUGGAGCCAGCUACGAGCAGUGCUCUUACAAUGGUUCACAACCAUUCACCGGUUCUGCCGGUAAUAUCGAACAAAGUUCGACAGGGUUCAGAAACAGGAGAUCCAACCCCUCUGACGAGGGGUUCUCCGGUUUCAAGGAUUACGGAAGAGGGGACAAUCCGUACAGAUUCAACGACAAGAUAUUUUCAGAGGGGACGGACGAUGUGCCGGCAGAGUAUAAGAAGAAAAACGAAAAAUGCGAGAAGGUGAUCAAGGAUUCCAUGAUGUGCAUGGUGUGCAAAGAUACCAAGAGUAAUGCCAAAUACGAGCAAUGCACCUAUAUCAGGCAACCGGCAGAGAAGAAAUACACUUACACCAAAUCUAGCUCUGUUAAAAAUCCUAGAGAAUCUGAGAAGGAUGGUGAGGAAAAUGGGGAAAGAUCUAAUAGAAAAUACUUUGAAACUAAACCAGUUAAGGAAGAAUACUCGAGUUCUGAGGAUAAAGAAGGAAAAGAAGAGUAUAAAGACUCGACUAGCAAUUGCAAGAAGAUUCAAAAAGAUUCCAAGACUUGCACGGUGUGCAAAGAUCCCAAAACGGGUGGAAAUUACGAGAGAUGCUCCUACGCCUAUGAACCGAACGAUAAAGUUUAUAAAUUUAGCAGGACAAAGAGUUUUGGAUAUCCUGCAAGUUCUUCCAAAGAUGAUGAUUCCAGCGAGUCCGGUCAGGAUGAAGAGAAGAGAGCUAAAAGCGAACUCGAGGAAUACAGGAGAGACUAUUCCAUUCCAGAAAGCUACUACGACAAGAGUCACUCCUCUCCGUUAACCUCUUACUUCAAGGAUGACGAACCUGGGUCCAGUUAUCGUCAAGCUGCUUCCCAAAAUUCUAAAUUAAUCUCUGAGGACGACGAUGAUUAUUUGUCCGGCUACGAGAAAUCCAAAUCAGAAUCCGAGAAAGUUGCCAAAAGUAUCGAACCGAGCCACUGCAAAGAAGUUCAGAAAGAUUCCAUGACUUGCAAGAUUUGCAAGGAUCCUAAAACUGGAAGCAAUUCCGAGCAAUGCUCGUAUAAAUAUCAACCGAGCGAUAAAAGUUACUCUUACUCGAAAUCUAGGUCAAUUGGCAGCCCAACAGAGUCGAACGAUGACAAAUCUUACGAUGAAUCUGAGAAGAAAGAGGAGAGGCAAAAGUUGCCCUACGAAAAGGAAGGUUAUGAUUACUCUUCUGAUAAAAGUUCCUACAUUACCGAUCAAGCCAGCAAAAGAGAAUUUCCAACUUCCGACGAAUCCAAAUCUGAAGAAAUGGAAAAAUCGUUGAAAUCUGCUCCGAAAAAGAGCGAUGUAGGUUUCUACGAUGCGUUUAAGAAGAAAGAGGAGAUCCAGAAGGUUCUUCGGGAAUUUCAAAAGGAAGAUCGUUCCAAUUGUAAGAAAUUAAUGAGAGAUAAAAUGACUUGUUAUCAAUGUGUCGACGAUAAAGGAUUCAAAAAAGAGGAAUGUGCUUUUGUGACUUCGGAAGAACCAGCUGAGGAUAAAAUCGAUUAUAGAGAGGCGAAAGAGGAACCGACCAAAAAGAUUCCCAGGUCGGUUAUUGAAAAUCUGGAUGAUGUACCCAUCGAACCAGAAGCUUCUGCCAGUGGGAAGGUAUACGUGCAACGAGAAUUACCACCUAACAAGAGUUCUGGAAACACCGAGGCAUCCAAGGAGACUGAACCAUAUGAAUACGUAGAGGAAACUAAACCUGUGUUCGAUAAGAUUCUUGGAUUCACACUUCCAGCGUACAUGCUGACUACUUCUGAACACGAAGAGGAGUUUGAUAAGAUUAUGUCGGGCGGAAAAAUUUGAAAAUAAUAUUUUAUUUUUAUCUUUUUGCUAGAUUUGACGAUGGUUGAUCGCUUGUAGAUAAAAUAGAUAAUCUAACUAAUUCUAAUAAUUAGUUAGAAUUAGAGUUCUUAUUUGGAAUUUCAAAGUUGAAAGCUAAA
Apis mellifera (honey bee) is the source of this 2457-nucleotide messenger RNA. Its product is annotated as cilia- and flagella-associated protein 251. Bases 44 to 2320 code for a protein of 758 amino acids. The transcript has 2 exons. The record is from RefSeq and is a predicted model, not a curated record. Lineage: Eukaryota; Metazoa; Arthropoda; Insecta; Hymenoptera; Apidae.